Molecule: messenger RNA, 967 nt
Organism: Panicum virgatum (switchgrass)
Lineage: Eukaryota; Viridiplantae; Streptophyta; Magnoliopsida; Poales; Poaceae
Exons: 1
Coding region: 463-717 (84 amino acids)
Source: RefSeq, a predicted model, not a curated record
UCUUUUUUCCCCCGCACACUUGAACGCUCCUCGUUGGAUAUUCGAGCUCUGAUCAUGUCGUUGCAUUUCCACGCAGCCGCGCAGCCCUACACUGCCUGCAAGAAUUUCUCCCCGCAAAAAAAGAAAAAAGAACACCGCCAGCGCAUGCGCAUCACGGCGAUGUGAGCACGGGAACCUUCAGGUUCAGUUCAGGCAACACGGCGACACCACGCCACCUCAGUGCUGCUGCAUUUGGUCGUUCAGGUGCGCGCGCGCGGCCGGGCGAGAGAGCACGCGGAAGCGGAAACAGAGGGAACUCAGGGUCAGGGAAGGGAGCGAGGGAGCCUGCCGAUCUGCCACCGCCACCGGCAUCGUGAAUUCGGGACCCCACCGGCAGAGACACUAACCCUAGGCAUUGGUCCGGGAGGGAUCAUCCAUCCGGGCAUCUUCCUUCCUUCCCAGGCGCGGGCGUCCGUGGCGGCGAUGGGCGCGGGCGGGAGCCGGGCGCGGCAGAACGCGAUGCGGUCGGGGGUCGUGGUGCUGGGCGCCGUCGCCUUCGGCUACCUCUCCUUCCGCGUCGGCUUCAAGCCCUACCUCGACCUGGCGCAGGAGGCCAUCGACUCCUCCCACGACCCCGCCGCCGCCGCCGCAUCCGACGACUCCGGCGCCGACCAUCCCGGGGAAGGUGUGGCCGACCCCGCGCCGUCCAAGGACCCGGCCGUCGUGCUCCGCGACUGAGGCGCCCGCGGGGGUCGCGGGGAGCGGUGCUCUCCUCGCGCGUUUGGUUGCGCCAUUUCGACGAACGCCUUGUACGCAGUCCUUGCUUCGACUGUGUUUCGUGCACUGGAAUUGGAAUCUUUCAGUUUCUCAGCUUAUUUUGUGCUUUUUCCUACUGUUUUGAACUGGUUUGUACUUGAUGCCGAUUACAAAGUUUGCUGUUUGAUUGAUUUGCAUGGAGGAAUAAGAGUCCUGUGUUAGCUUCGGGUGA